This is a messenger RNA of Scleropages formosus (Asian bonytongue), 2037 nucleotides long. RefSeq names its product glycerophosphodiester phosphodiesterase 1 (gene gde1). Bases 72 to 1058 code for a protein of 328 amino acids. Gene Ontology annotation, molecular function: glycerophosphodiester phosphodiesterase activity. The transcript is spliced from 6 exons. Gene Ontology annotation, cellular component: plasma membrane. Gene Ontology annotation, biological process: phospholipid metabolic process; ethanolamine metabolic process; N-acylethanolamine metabolic process. The record is from RefSeq and is a predicted model, not a curated record. Lineage: Eukaryota; Metazoa; Chordata; Actinopteri; Osteoglossiformes; Osteoglossidae.
CCGAGCGGCGCGUAACAGUUGACGGGCAGCCGGCGGCGGAUCGCGAACGCGCUGAGAACGAACACACCGCUAUGCUGCAGGUCGGAGACGGACUGGCGGGCUUCUCUGCCUUCUUCGUGCUGGUGCUGCUGGGGACUCGUAGCGCGCUGUGCUCCACGGCGCUCACCGCCUCGCUCUACGUCUUCCUGCUCAUGUUCCGCUACCCGCAGGUUCCGCAGAGCAGGGCCAGGCACGUACUGCGGCCUCGCGGCGCCGCGUCCGUGGUGGCUCACCGGGGAGGGGGGCACGACGCUCCCGAGAACACGCUGGCGGCCAUCCGGGAGGCCAGUCGGAACGGCGCCGCCGGCGUGGAGUUGGACCUGGAGUUCACGGCCGACGGCAUCCCGGUCCUCAUGCACGACGAGACCGUGGACCGGACCACCAACGGGUCGGGACGGCUCGGCAACAUGCGCUUCUCGGACCUCCGCCGGCUGGACGCCUCGGCUAAACACAGGCUCAAGGAGAGGUUCCGUGGAGAGAGGGUCCCGACCCUGCAGGAGGCUGUCGAGGAAUGCGUCAGACACCAGCUCGCUAUCUACUUCGAUGUGAAAGGUCACCCUGACGAGGCAGCCGCCGCGCUCAAGGAGCUGUACAGAAACCACCCGGUCCUCUACAACACUAGCAUCGUCUGCUCGUUCGAACCCAAGGUCAUCUACAAGAUGCGGCAGGCUGACCCCGAGGUGGCGACGGCGCUCACCCACCGGCCCUGGAGCCUGAGCCGCUUCGGCGACGGCACGCCGCGCUUCCGGUCGCCGUGGAAACACCGCUGGAUGCAGCUCCUGGACGUACUGCUCGACUGGGCGCACCACCACCUGCUGUGGAACCUGUGCGGCGUGUCGGCCUUCUUGGUGCAGAAGAGCUUCAUCUCCCCGGACUACGUGCAAUACUGGGCAGAGCGGGGUGUCGAGGUGGUGGGCUGGACCGUCAACACUGCUGUGGAGAAGCAGUACUACCAGGAGCUGCUGAAGAUCACCUACCUCACAGACAGUCUCAAAGAGGACUGCGAGCCUCACUACUGAGGACAGCGGCGCGGCGACACGCGGGGCGGCCUGAAACAUCCGCAACGACAAACGCGCGCUCCCGUACGGGCCGCCGAUACGCGAUCUGAGGAGGAACGCAAGCAUACGCGGCCGUACGUGCCGUCGGAGGACUUGCGGUACUCUAAGACGGGUGCGCGCACUCUGGGAAAGCGACAGGCAGGUACCGUAACGCACGCGACUCCGGGAACGCUCUCCGUCCGCCCGCAGCUACAUCCCGGCUCUCGCGCCCAUCGAGGAUCGCCGUCGCGAACCGCAAAGACCUCCGAACAACCUCGCCUCGCCUCGCCCGCGCGGAGCCGUACCCCGCGUCCUCCAGGCAUCGCAUCUCCUCUGCCGUCAAAACCACGAUGGUCCCAUUUCGGCUCAUCGCAGCUCCGAUGGACCACCGGGUACGCGUUGCGUAAUGGGCUAAGGACGCCGGAUACGUGCCCUUCCCUCCUUCGGGGAACCGAAACCUCAAAAGUGGGUUUUUUUUUUCCAGUAAGGUUUCUCUUCCCAUUAAAAACGAACCUAUAAUAAGCAGGAGCUAUGAUGAUACGAUCAUCGGGUGUACAACUCUUGGGUGCUCCCGUUCGGCAAAAGCCGCGGCAAUAAACGAACAGCGCUACGAAGAACGCUUCCGUGAGGAUCCCUACUAUUCGUACGUGGCAUUACUUGGUCUUGGCGACGAAUUUUUCUCAUUUCUUUUAACGUGCCCCCCCCCCCCGUUUUCAAAAUCUUUGAAAUAUUAGGUAGUUGCAGGACACUAUGUGUUUGGAACUUGUAUGCUUAAAAAUAACUUCAAAGAGGAAUGUGAUUAAGUGAAACGGUAUGUUUUUGUUAAUGUGACUGUAAAAGAUGUGAUUUUUACAUCGUAUUUGCAAACAUAUGGAGCUCUGCUAAGAAAAGGAAGAUUCAUUUCAGCACGCGAUCCUGAAGCAUGAAGCCUAAGUCCAUGUAGAUAAUGGUUAUUUGAAAA